Messenger RNA from Amphimedon queenslandica, 393 nucleotides. RefSeq names its product structural maintenance of chromosomes protein 5-like. Lineage: Eukaryota; Metazoa; Porifera; Demospongiae; Haplosclerida; Niphatidae. The transcript is spliced from 3 exons. Gene Ontology annotation, cellular component: nucleus; Smc5-Smc6 complex. The coding region runs from base 15 to 299 and encodes 94 amino acids. Gene Ontology annotation, biological process: double-strand break repair via homologous recombination. Gene Ontology annotation, molecular function: single-stranded DNA binding. The record is from RefSeq and is a predicted model, not a curated record.
GGAGUGUCUCUACCAUGUUGUACCUCAUGGCAUUACAAGAUAUCACUAAUUGUCCUUUUAGAGUAGUUGAUGAGAUAAAUCAGGGAAUGGAUUCUAUUAAUGAGAGUUCAGUUUUCAAUCAGAUAGUCAGGACUGUAAAUCAAAGAGACACUCCACAAUACUUUGUACUUACACCAAAGUUAUUACAAGGUCUUGAUUAUUCAGAUUCAGUUACUGUUCAUAUCAUUCAUAAUGGUUUACAUAUGUCACCUGAUGUAUGGGACAAGAAGUGUUUUUUGAGCAAAAAGCUUACCUCUUGAAUUAUUUGAUUCUCCACUUUCAGGUGAUAUUACAGUAUUAUUAGGAGAGACAUCUCUUCUAGCAACUGGCAAACUUUCCGCAUUACCACUUGAG